Molecule: messenger RNA, 2971 nt
Organism: Microbotryum saponariae
Lineage: Eukaryota; Fungi; Basidiomycota; Microbotryomycetes; Microbotryales; Microbotryaceae
Source: the annotation of a GenBank genome assembly
AUGUCGUCCCGAGCCUCCUCCGAAGUCGCCUCUGCGCCAGGUGCGCUGGAUGGGACCGGCAUGCUGGUCGAGGGCGACGACGAGACAGCAGGCGUCGGAGGCACACCGCCGGCUUCGCACGAUACAGAUGCACCGUCGUCGCCUGGUUCCUCGUCGGCGUUCGGUGGAGAUGGAAAAUCGAAUAAGGAUGCGAAGGCCAAAGGUCGCUUCACCUGCGAUGCAUGUACGUCGCGAGGCUGGUGGUGGUGGUGGUGGUGCACGUUAAUGCCGCUGCUGCGAGAUGCUAAGCGAUGACCGAGUAGCCAUGGAUCGGCGUCGGUACUGACGUCGGCUUGCGAUCUUGUUGCACAGGCAAGCUGAGGAAAGUAAGGUGCAUCCAAGAAGGACAGAGCUGCGUGCAGUGCUCUCGGCAUGGCAUCCGUACGUCUCUGCAGUGCAAACUCCGGCGAGCGAGUGCGAUCUUGUCGAUGCCGCGCAACUCGAAUCCCGAGCUUGAAUCGAUCGAGCUACCCUCGCUGACUCGGGAACUGCGCUUCGGUAUCGCAUUAUGCAUCAUUUCAUUUCCUCAACAGCCUGUACAUUCACACCACAUGUGCGCAAGAAGAUGGAGCCCCGUGCUGGCAAACGGAUCGUGCUGGCCAAGUCAGUUCCGGCUACGGCACAAGUAGAAGGGCAAGGGCCUGAGGCCGAUGGCGAAUGCUGACGCUAAUUGUGGGUCUUCUCUCGGACGUACGCGUAGAACGGGGGGCACACUCGUCGACUCGGCUGCUGCUCGCGAGCACGGCACGGCGUCGUUGAACACAUCCGCUAGUUCGAACCCGGUGUCGCUUUCUCAGCUCGGCAAGGACGGAGAGCCGCUUUCGCUCGUCGCUCGUCGACUUCAGAACGCAGUAGCAGCUCGUGUCGCCACAUCCAUGUCCAAGGAUACCGGAAUAAGCGCUGAGAACGAGGAAGUGCCUUACCGACAGCCCGCCGCGCUCCCUUUUUCAAGCGUGGUGGCGGCGCAGCGUGCCGAAGCCAUCGCCAGGGAAGCGGCGAGAGAGGCUAGGGAAGCCAUUAGGCUAUAUAACGAAAGUCCUCUGGUUCGCUACUCUGGCGACACGCUCGCCGACCAGCAGCUCAGCACAGCUCUUAUCACCCACCUCAUCGAACGUGAGUAGGCCGCCCGCCAUCUGCAGCGUGCGGCGGAAUUUUCUGACGGGUGUGGAUGUGCCUUCCUCUGGCCUGCGAACAGUGUUCAAGGCGACACCUCAAUACUGGUUGGGCUUGUUCUCUCUUCCGGUCCUCUCCAGCCAAGUGCAAGCCGUCAACGGCCGUUUAUACGACUUGCCUGCUUCGACCCAGGUGCUCGCGCGCUCGGUCAUCGCCCUCACCGCAUGCAUCUCGUCCCACCCUCUACUCUUCACGACCCCAGAAUCAACGCCGUAUUACUAUACCCACUCGUCUCGUAUUCCCUCGUUCGAUAGCAUCAAUCGGAAUAUACCAAGCCUCUUCGGUGAAUCCGAUCUGCGUGAAUUUGGCAAGCGAAGGGCCCACGCGUGCGACAAGUUGAGGGAGCAAGCGAUUGGGCUGGCUUGGGAGUAUGGAGCGCUGGUACAUGGCGGGAGAGAAAACGUUGCGAGUUGUCAUUUGUUGGGGGCACUGAUCGGAGGUGAGCCCACCGCGAGCGGAGCCUUUUGCCCCCCAUACAGGCGAGCCAAGCUGACUGCGGCUUGGGCCUGAUUUCUGAGACCAUGCAGUCACCUCACCAAUGGCAGGGAAACCGUACAGUGUCGCGCACGCCACGCACUUGCGUGAGUUGUGUGUCGAAGGGAUCCCAGAUCCCGAAAUGGAGUGGACUUUCCUAAUUGUAAGCAGCAACCGACCUUCGUCAGCACUUCCACAAGCCUGCGCUCAAUCGAUGCGCAUCUUUCCGCAGCUCCUCGACGCUUUGAACUCGCUCAGCUCGUCAACGAUCUCGAUUUUUGAAGAGACGGAUGAGUCACUGCUCGCAGGAUUGGCUCCCGAACCCCUCGAAAGUAGCGCAUCGGCAGCCGCGGCUCUGGAAUCGGCCGAAGUUUUUGAUCGAUGCCUCUACCCCUUCCUUUACCACGCCACGCAUCUGGCACGAAGAUGUGUUCGCCAAAUUUCGGGGACUCUCGCCCGAUCUCAUUGGCUCGACAAAGCUGUCGUUGCCUCUUAUCUCUCCGAUCUCGAAUUACUAGGCGCACUGCGCUCAAAACUCGACACAACCGCGGAAAGCUUGCUCGGCGACAAGUCCUCAGUGCCUGCUCACGAUGGUGACUCUCAAGUAGAAGUGCUUGCCGCCAUUCGCUUCAUGGUGACGGUAGCUUGGUCCUCUCUCGUUCUACCCCUCUUGCUCAACCUCCAGGCUCGCAUCGACAGCUUCGAAACGUCAAAUGACUCAGGCAAGCAUGCCACCUCGGACACGACCAAACGUAGGGCCGUUGCAGUGGAUCUGUUGGCGGAAGCCUAUCGACGGGUGGGGAUUCGUGCUGGUGCCAUGCUGGCGGAACGAGUGCGUGACGUCCCGUCAUUAGCUUGGCUGACGCCGGGGUUGAUGCCGCUACGCCUCGCCGAGUGGACCAAGCUGCUGAUUCGCCUUCCGGCGGCGCCUGGCGAGGCUCUCGAAGGAGCGCUCGCUGGGGGAUCCUUAUCGGUUGGGGAGAAAGCCGAAAGGCUCGAGUGGCUAUUGAACGGCAUGCGACUCGCCGGAUGGGCGACUGUGAGCUCCGACAUCGAUGAGGCUGUCACCGAGGUAGAGAACUUCUUGAUCGGCCCGCCUGGCGAUGAGCUCCGAGAGGCCACCUUGGACGUUGAAGCGAGCUCGCCCAAUGAAGGGGAAGCAAGCGACGUAGUAUACGAGGCAGAGGGGUCCGAUGGACAAGGGGAUACGAGGCUUCUCAUUUCCGACCACGAUCCGAAACAAGACCCUGAGGCAGUAGACGACGAAGGAAUGCAUGAUGCGUAG